This is a messenger RNA of Sorghum bicolor (sorghum), 2410 nucleotides long. RefSeq lists its product as uncharacterized. The transcript has 2 exons. Bases 76 to 2289 code for a protein of 737 amino acids. NCBI's taxonomy places the organism in Eukaryota, Viridiplantae, Streptophyta, Magnoliopsida, Poales, Poaceae. The record is from RefSeq and is a predicted model, not a curated record.
GGGCUUGGACAUCUAUCCCUUCCCUAUCCAAUCCAACCAUUUUCACGCCGUUCAUCAGCUAGCUAGCCUUGAGAGAUGGGUGAGAAGAAGAAUACGGCGGGUUUCGCGGACGCCCUGGAUUUCUGGCAAGAAAACCAGCUGCGGAUCCUCGUCGUGGCGAGCCUGGUGAUCCAGUGGUUCCUCUUCGUCUUGGCGCCCUUUCGUCAGCGACGGAUCCCAGGUUUGCUGAGGCUCUCCAUCUGGCUGGCGUACCUGGGCAGCGACGCCGUGGCCAUCUACGCCCUCGCCACCCUCUUCAACUCCCACAGGUGCGACGACACCGGCACCGGCACCGGCGGCGUGGAGCUGCUGUGGGCGCCAAUCCUGCUGGUGCACCUGGGCGGCCAGGACAGCAUAACGGCCUAUAACAUCGAAGACAACGAGCUGUGGAGACGCCAUGUCCUUACAGCGGUGUCUCAGGUGGCGGCCGCUAUUUAUGUGUUCGUCAAGUCGUGGCCAAAUUCCAACGUGACUACCAGUCAUGUAGGAGUACCCAAUAUUGACCAGAUAAAGGCCAUCAAGGCUCACAACGAAGAGAUGGAGGCUUACAAGAGAAUCUUCACGCCAGCACUCCUGCUGUUCUUCUGUGGGAUCACCAAAUGCGUAUGCAAGCCCUGGGACCUCAAGAGAGUCAGCGUCAACAGCCUUGUGGACUCUUCACCAGCAGGCAGCUCAGAAGCAGAAGCAGGCAAGGGCGAGACCGAGACCGAGACCGAGAUCAAUUCGCUUCACGAGUACGUUGCAGCUGCAACGCAGCAUUUCGAGGCCCGGGGUGGCAGCGGCGACGGCGGCGGCGACGGCGACGACAACACUUGUAAAGUAGAGGAAAUCUGGAAGCCCUACAACCUAUGCGUAGACCUCGCGCCACCCUACUCCGGCCGGCUGAGCUGCCUGAAACACCUGGUGGUGCGCCUCCCGGCAGACGGAGCUCAUCGGCUGGUGAAAUCCAGCCUCUCCGCGACGUUCCACCAGCUCUACACCAAGGAAUCGCUCAAGCUGCACGACGUCUCGCACCUGGUGUUCACCAGCAACGCCGCCGAGAACCGCUUGACGAUGCUCACCUCGGCUCGCGGCGUACGGACGGUGGCCGCGGCCGUCCUGCUGGGGGCGAUCGCCGUGUUCCACUACGGCGGCGGCGACGACACUGAAAAGUCCAAACCGAUUGACGUCACCAUCACGUAUGCCCUGCUAUGGUCUGCUGUCGUGAUGGAGUACGUCUUGCCCACCGUGAUCCACCACACGUCUGGCAGGAUACAGCGACUGUGCACCGGGCACCGGACAUGGCCGGAGCAGGUGGCGCAGUACAACCUCAUGGGGUACGUCGCCCGCUGCAGCAGGAAGCACCCCUGGCUCAUGAAGGUGGCGGCGUUCCUGGGCUGCAGGGACCUGGUCGACCAGCUCUGGACCAUGAAGCCAUGCAAGGGCGGCGCGGCGAUCAUCACCGGCCUCGUCCACGGCCAUGUCGCCGGAGCUUGGACGGAGGGUCACAUAGCCGGCGCCGACUCGUUCCGGGCGUUCAACGACUACAGGGGCCAGUGGACGCUCAGCAGGGAGGUCGCCGGCGUCGGCGUCGGGCGCAGCGUACCAUCCAUGGUAUUGAUCAUGAGCGUGUCGAGGCCGCCGUUCGACGAGAGCGUCCUGGUGUGGCACCUCGCCACCGACUUCUGCUUCCACAUACUCCGGGAGGACCCGUCACCUUCCAGCGCCGCCGCUCGCCGCUGCAGGGAGAUGUCCAACUACAUGGCGUACCUCCUCUUCGUGAAGCCGGAGAUGCUGAUGCCCGGUGCCCGGCGAAACCUGUUCCGAGACGCGUGCGGCGAGAUCGCGGACAUGCUCGAGAAGGAUCCUCCUCCGAGAACGCCGAGGGGCCGGGGGAAGAGGGGCCUCGCGCACAAGGUCAUCCAGCUGCUCAAGAGGGACGGCGACGGCGGCGGCGGCGGCGGCGGCGGUAGUGUCGUUCGACAGGCUUGGAGUGUCGCCGAGGAGCUCAUGGAUUCGCACAAGGGCAACGAGGAGAAGAUGUGGACGGUGAUGCAGGGCGUGUGGGUGGAGAUGCUCUGCUUCUCGGCCAGCCGGUGCAAGGGCUACCUGCACGCGAAGAGCUUGGGAACCGGCGGGGAGUACCUGUCCUACGUCUGGCUCCUGCUCUUGUACAUGGGGAUGGAGACCUUGGCGGAGAAGAUGCAGAGGACGGAGCUGUACGACGGCCCCACGCCAGCACGGUCGUCCAUCAGUGGCCACAAUGUUUGAUACACUACCAUUUCUUACAACAAUAUAAUUUCAAACCAAUUUCAAGGACGUACACAUAUAUCAAUAUAAGCACAUGCAAAUUAAUAAUGUUCACAUCAAUCAAGGUUGUUAGCACAGAAUA